Messenger RNA from Plectropomus leopardus (leopard coralgrouper), 1980 nucleotides. It is a transcript of the gene mob3c, whose product is annotated as MOB kinase activator 3C. Lineage: Eukaryota; Metazoa; Chordata; Actinopteri; Perciformes; Serranidae. The record is from RefSeq and is a predicted model, not a curated record.
CACACAUCAGUGGGCUCUAUGUAUCUCUUACAUGACGAUGUGUGACAGCUACAAUCGACACAAUUGCCUUCAAAGUGCAGUGCACCCACUGUGCAGAGCGGAAGGAGACCCGGCUGUCAAUGAGCUCUUUGUCCGCAGCGCAGGUGCAAAUGAUGAGGAGCGGGCACAUACAGGGCGAUACAUCAAUAGCCAACAUAACUCAGGACCUUUACCAGAGGGCUGGACUUUGGUGGGACAAGUGGGCUGGCUGCUCUGUCUGCAGGAUGAGAAGAAAAGAAAGAAAUGGAAAACAGGGAGGGCCGAGUGGGGGUUUUGAAAGGCCCUUUCCACCCCUUCUACUCCCUCAAUUUAUAGGUCCUGCACACACACCCACAGACACACACACAGAUCCGAGAAGGCAAAGUCAGGAUGUGACAUCACCCACAGGAAGAGAAGCCAAACAACUUUUUCUCUCUUUACUGUGUUGUCUUUGCUGCAGAGUGACGUUGGAGACUCUCGGUCUGCUGGUGCCCGGCAGAGAGGGAGAGGAUCCAGAGGAGUUCGAGAGGGCAGAGCAGCUGGAUCUGUCCUCCACGGAGAGUUUGAAGUCAAGGGCUCCGGCGCCUGAAUCCUCCCUGAACUUUCCACCACAUUUCUCCGCUGUAGGAUUUCAGCCAGAAACGUCCCACCUUCUGAAAACAAGAGCUCCCUGCAAUCUGUGCACGACAGAAGCUGACCCCCUGUGACCAGAUUUCCGAGCUGAAUCCAGCCUGGUUGCAUCUCUCAGGAAGGUCACGCUUUAUCAAACUCAAAACACAUUACUAUUCCAGAGAGCUCACUCCCCCCUUAUCUCAGGGGAAGCCACGGAGUCAAUGGCGUUGUGUCUUGGACAAGUGUUCAGCAAAGACAAAACAUUCAGGCCGAGGAAACGGUUUGAACCGGGCACCCAGCGAUUUGAACUCUACAAAAAAGCCCAGGCCUCGCUCAAGUCUGGCUUAGACUUGAGGAAAGUAGUUCAGCUGCCAGAGGGAGAAAACAUCAGCGACUGGAUUGCGGUUCACGUGGUGGAUUUCUUUAACAGGAUCAACUUGAUUUAUGGCACGGUGAGCGAGUACUGCUCCGAGCGCACAUGUCCCAUCAUGUCUGGCGGGCUGAGGUACGAGUACAGGUGGCAGGAUGGCGACGACUACAAGAAACCCACCAAGCUGCCAGCUCUCAAGUACAUGAACCUGCUGAUGGACUGGAUAGAGUCGCUGAUCAAUAAUGAGGACAUCUUCCCCACCAGAGUAGGUGUACCUUUCCCCAAGAACUUCCAGCAGGUGUGCAAGAAGAUCCUGAGCCGUCUCUUCCGGGUGUUUGUGCACGUUUACAUCCAUCACUUUGACAGCAUCUGCAGCAUGGGUGCAGAGGCCCACAUCAAUACCUGCUACAAGCACUACUACUACUUCAUCUCGGAGUUCAACCUCAUUGAUCACUCUGAACUGGAGCCGCUGAAGGAGAUGACCGAGAAGAUAUGCAAUUAAACAAAACCACAUGGACAAAAGGAGUUUACAUUUUCACGUUAUCUGAGCCCUGUGAGAAAUCUUCGGCUUCAAAACACUCAAAACAAAGGACGUUUCUACAUAAAGUUGUAUGAGUGAUUUUCUAAGCAUUACUGGGAAGGUCCACUAGCUUACCACACUUCUUCAUGUGGUGACACUCCGCCUUCACAGAGGUUUUUAUUUACAGUAAGUGUGGUGCUUGAUGCCAUCAUUAUGUAGGACUUUGUGUUUGUUUAUAAUACAUCUCCUGUACUCCUGUACUGUGCUUUUUCUUUCCUCCUGUGCAUGUAUGUUUGUUUGAUCUUUUUAUAUACGGCGUUGGAGUCUUAUUUUAUUGAAUGAAAGUUUGUAUUUUUUAUGAUGUUUUUUAUGGUGUGAACUUAAAAAUCCAGCCUGUAAAUGAUCAGUGCUUUUGCAAAUGUAUUUUUUGCACAGUACCACAUAAAUAUGUACAAAAACA